GCUUGACAACGGGAGAACGGCGGAAGGUUAUGCCAACGACAAAAGCGCCGUCUGAUUUCACGUGAACGUCCUCAGUCUCCUCUCAGAGAAGAUCUCUCCCAAGGGGGGAGUUUUCCACACGUCUCUGCCACUGUUUAUCACUGACGUCCUGUGUGGCCCCUGCGUUACAGGGGCAAUAUUCUUCUGUAUCUUCACUGUGAGAGACACCUGAUAUGGACAAGACAGAGGAGGUGGUCAUGACCAAGGCCAAAAGUGAACAAAAUGGGGAAAUAAGCGAGGACCAGGACAAAAAGAAGGGGAAGAAGAAGAAAGAGAAGGAGCCAAAGCAAGCAAUGGUCGGCCCCAUUGCCCUGUUCAGGUUCGCGGAUGGCUACGACAUCGGACUGAUCCUUCUGGGAACGGUGAUGGCCGUGGCCAAUGGGGUCGUGCUUCCUCUCAUGUGUAUUGUGUUCGGCGACAUGACAGACAGCUUUGUGGAUGACUCCAAACUGUCCAAGAAUAUCAGCCAUCCUGGUGAGUUUUCACAUCCACACACCACUAACACCACCCUGGGAGACGAUAUGAACAGCUAUGCCAUCUACUAUUCCAUCAUGGGGGCGGUGGUGCUGUUGGCAGCCUACAUUCAGGUGGCCUUCUGGACCCUUGCAGCAGGGCGGCAGGUGAAACGCCUCAGGAAACUCUUCUUCCACUGCAUCAUGCAACAGGACAUUGGCUGGUUCGAUGUCAACGAGACCGGAGAGCUCAACACACGGCUGACGGACGAUAUCUACAAAAUCCAAGAAGGCAUAGGGGAUAAAAUGGGGAUGCUAAUCCAGUCAUUCACUACCUUCUUCACGUCCUUCAUCAUCGGUUUCAUCCGAGGCUGGAAGCUCACUCUUGUCAUCCUGGCUGUCAGCCCUGUGCUGGGUAUAUCAGCCAGUCUCUUCAGCAUGGUGUUGACGUCUUUCACAUCUAAAGAGCAGACUGCAUAUGCCAAGGCCGGAGCUGUUGCUGAAGAGGUCCUGUCCGCCAUCAGGACCGUCUUUGCGUUCAGUGGUCAGACAAUGGAGAUCAAGAGGUAUCAUAAGAACUUGGAAGAUGCUAAGAACGUGGGCAUAAAGAAGGCCCUCUCUGCAAACAUCGCCAUGGGCUUCACCUUCCUGAUAAUCUACAUGUCCUAUGCGCUGGCCUUUUGGUAUGGCAGCACACUCAUCUUAAGUGGCGAGUACACCAUUGGAACUGUGCUCACAGUAAUCUUCAGUGUGAUAAUUGGAGCGUUUACCUUGGGACAGACUUCUCCUAACAUCCAGUCCUUUGCCAGCGCCCGGGGAGCUGCACACAAGGUGUACAGCAUCAUCGACAACAAACCGAACAUCAACAGCUUUUCAGAAUCUGGCCACAGGCCCGACCACAUCAAAGGAAACGUAGAGUUCAAGAACAUCCAUUUCUCCUACCCCUCAAGGCCUGACGUCAAAGUGUUGAAUAACAUGUCUCUGACUGUGCAUAAUGGUCAGACCAUGGCCCUGGUUGGCAGCAGCGGCUGCGGAAAAAGCACCACUGUUCAGCUUCUUCAGAGGUUUUAUGAUCCUCAGGAAGGAAGUGUGUGCGUCGAUGGCCACGACAUCCGUUCACUCAAUGUGCGCUACCUGAGGGAGAUGAUUGGGGUGGUGAGCCAGGAGCCCAUCCUCUUUGCCACCACCAUCACGGAGAACAUCAGAUAUGGCCGACCUGAUGUGACGGAGCAAGAGAUCAACCGGGCCGCCAAGGAAGCCAACGCGUACGACUUCAUCAUGACCUUACCCGAUAAGUUUGACACCCUGGUAGGCGACAGAGGCACUCAGAUGAGCGGAGGGCAGAAGCAGAGGAUCGCCAUCGCCCGGGCUCUGGUCCGCAAUCCCAAGAUCCUCCUGCUCGAUGAAGCCACCUCAGCCCUCGAUGCUGAGAGUGAGACCAUCGUGCAAGCAGCCCUGGACAAGGUCAGGAAGGGUCGUACUACCAUAGUGGUGGCCCACCGUCUUUCCACUAUCAGAAACGCUGAUGUGAUCGCCAGUUUCCAGAACGGAGUGAUUGUUGAGCAGGGCACCCAUGACAAACUAAUGGAGAAACAGGGAGUCUACCACACGCUUGUCACCAUGCAGACCUUCAAGAGCGUGGAGGAGGAUGAUGCAGCGGCAUGUGAGCAGGCUGUGGAUGAGAAGAGCCCGUCCAUCAUGUCCUUCUCAGAAUGUUCUCUGUACAGAAGGAAAUCCACUAACGGCUCCUCCUUCAUUGUCUCAGAGGGAGAGAAGGACAAGAAAGGAAAGGAGGAAAGUGACAAGGACAAGACGGAGGAGGAUGAGAAGGUUCCUCCCGUGUCAUUCUUCAAGGUGCUGCGUCUCAAUCUCCCCGAGUGGCCCUACAUCGUGGUGGGGGUGAUCUGUGCCACCGUCAACGGAGCGAUGCAGCCUGCCUUCGCCAUCAUCUUCUCCAAGAUCACUUCUGUGUUCGCCGAACAAGAUCAGGACAUUGUCCGGGAGAGAUCCAAUUUGUUUUCCCUCAUGUUUGCCGCUAUCGGAGGAAUAUCCUUCAUCACCAUGUUUCUGCAGGGCUUCUGCUUCGGAAAAGCUGGCGAGAUUCUGACCAUGAAGCUGAGACUCCGAGCCUUUACAGCCAUGAUGAGACAGGACCUUUCCUGGUUUGAUGAUCCAAAGAACAGUGUUGGUGCUUUGACCACCCGACUGGCUACAGAUGCUGCCCAAGUACAGGGGGCCACGGGGGUCCGCAUGGCCACACUGGCCCAGAACAUCGCCAACCUGGGCACCAGCAUCAUCAUCUCCUUCGUGUACGGCUGGGAGCUCACACUGCUCAUCCUAGCCGUGGUGCCGGUCAUGGCGGUGGGUGGAGCCAUUCAGAUGAAGUUCCUCAGCGGACACGCCACCAAGGACAAGAAAGAACUAGAAAAGGCUGGAAAGAUUGCUACAGAGGCCAUAGAGAAUAUUCGGACUGUUGCAUCUCUGACCAGAGAACCUAAGUUUGAGUCUUUAUUCCAAGAAAAUCUGCAAGUGCCUUACAAUAAUGCCCAGAAGAAGGCCCAUGUAUUUGGCAUUACCUUCUCCUUUUCACAGGCGAUGAUCUACUUUGCCUAUGCAGGCUGCUUCCGCUUCGGAGCCUGGCUGAUUGAGGCGGGCAGGAUGGAUUUUGAAGGGGUAUUACUGGUGAUUUCUGCUGUUCUCUAUGGAGCUAUGGCUGUCGGGGAGGCCAACUCAUUCACUCCAAACUACGCUAAAGCCAAAGUUUCAGCUUCUCACCUCAUGAUGCUGAUCAAUAGCGUGCCCCUCAUAGACAAUCUGUCAUCAGAGGGAGAGUCCCCGGAUGGAUUUGACGGUAACGUGUGCUUCAAGGAUGUCGGAUUUAACUACCCCUCGCGCCCCGAAAUACCCAUCCUGCAAGGCUUGAAUCUGCAGGUGAGCAAGGGGGAGACUCUGGCCCUGGUGGGGAGCAGCGGCUGUGGCAAGAGCACCACCAUCCAGCUUCUGGAGAGGUUCUACGACCCCAGAGAAGGGACAGUGAUGAUGGACAAGAGGGAUGUGAAACUGCUGAGCAUCCAUUGGCUGAGAGCCCAGAUGGGCAUCGUCUCACAGGAGCCGGUGCUGUUCGACCGCAGCCUGGCUGAGAACAUCGCCUACGGAGACAACAGUCGCACUGUAACCAUGGAGGAAAUACAGGCAGCCGCCAAAGCAGCCAACAUUCACAGUUUCAUUGAAAGUCUGCCACAGAAGUAUGACACACAGGCAGGCGAUAAGGGGACCCAGCUUUCGGGUGGCCAGAAGCAGCGGAUAGCCAUAGCCAGAGCCAUCCUCCGCAACCCGAAAGUACUGCUGUUGGAUGAGGCCACCUCUGCACUUGACACAGAGAGUGAAAAAGUGGUACAGGACGCACUGGACCAGGCCAGCCAGGGCAGGACGUGUAUUGUGGUGGCCCACCGUCUGUCCACCAUACAGAAUGCUGACCGCAUCGCCGUCUUCCAGGGCGGGAAGGUGGUUGAACAGGGGACACAUCAGCAGCUGCUGGCCAAGAGGGGAGUCUACUACACACUGGUGACCACACAGAUGGGCUACAGCAAGGAGUGAGGAAGCAAGCAGAGGACGGAGAGAAGCGCUAAAGUCAGAUGUACCGACAGUACACUGAUUGUUUUUUUUGUUUUUGUUUUUACUUUUAUUUAUCCAGUCAAAGUUGACUGAGACAUAGGCUCUUCUUUUUACAACACCCCAGUUAACAUUCACACUGAACGGCUCCAUUAGAGAAAACAAGAGGUUGAAAUCCUGGCUCAAGGGCACCUCGGCGGUAGCUGCUGAGUAAGAGGAAAAGGUUUCUCUGGUUCACUUCUCCCACCUGAGGCUUUCCUGUUCAGCUGAGGGAUUUGAAGAUCCUUCACUCACAAGCCCGCUUCUCCGGCAUCUGGGGUAUGGUUGCUCCUCUCCUCCGACCUUCCCACUGGUUCAUUUUCAUUUGUACUGUACUCGGUGAUAGGAGUUCGUUUGUGGCUGUAUUUUUUGACAUGUCUCUUGAGGUCUUUUCAUGGCUGAAGUUGCUCGAUAGUCAGCUCAAUCAAGUGCCGUUCUUUAACCACUGCUGUUAUAUUCCUGAAGAUAUAUGUACGCUCUCUCAUUCUGUCUUUCACACACGACUUGCUAAUGCAUCCCACACACUGGAUCUCACACGCCUCUGGCACCUGGACUUCCUCAUCAUUGAAUGUAUUUCGGCCAGUGUUCAGGACCCUUUUGUUGCACCUGCUUAUUUUUGAGAUUUAGCCAUUUGUACAGUGUGACUUCACGACAGCAGGCGUGUCGAAACCAAAGAGAAGUGCCGCGCCGUGCAGGUGUACAUUUUUGUAUCACACAAGCUCUUGAAAGUACAAAGAAUCAAGUUCUGUUUCUACAAAUGCUCUGAAUUACUAAUCUUAGCGUGAGAAUUAGUUUUUACAUGGAUGCUUAUUAAAGUAUUAUGGUCAACCGACUA
Messenger RNA from Lampris incognitus (smalleye Pacific opah), 4977 nucleotides. It is a transcript of the gene abcb4, whose product is annotated as ATP-binding cassette, sub-family B (MDR/TAP), member 4. Gene Ontology annotation, cellular component: membrane. Gene Ontology annotation, molecular function: ATP hydrolysis activity; ABC-type transporter activity; ATP binding. The coding region runs from base 213 to 4088 and encodes 1291 amino acids. Gene Ontology annotation, biological process: transmembrane transport. The transcript has 27 exons. The record is from RefSeq and is a predicted model, not a curated record. NCBI's taxonomy places the organism in Eukaryota, Metazoa, Chordata, Actinopteri, Lampriformes, Lampridae.